Messenger RNA from Rhagoletis pomonella (apple maggot), 3117 nucleotides. RefSeq lists its product as uncharacterized. The transcript is spliced from 10 exons. Gene Ontology annotation, cellular component: cytosol. Gene Ontology annotation, molecular function: protein binding. NCBI's taxonomy places the organism in Eukaryota, Metazoa, Arthropoda, Insecta, Diptera, Tephritidae. The record is from RefSeq and is a predicted model, not a curated record. The annotation marks the transcript as partial.
AAAAGCUUUCGUCGCAGUCCAUGUAUAAACAGUCAAGAUGUUAAUGGAUAUACCCCACUACAUCACGCCUGUCUGAAUGGCCACAUCAACAUCGUGCGUAUCUUAUUGGCUCAUAAUGCUGUACCUGACAUGCCAGACAUAAGAGGCUCAACUCCAUUGUAUUUAGCAGCAUGGGCAGGUCAUGAUGAGAUAGUUAAACAACUAUUACUGCAAACGCCCAAAGCAGCUAAUCCAAAUGCGCAGACUAUUGAUAAUGAAACUCCACUGCAUUGUGCCGCACAACACGGUCACAACACUGUUUUAGCCAUUUUGCUUGCCUACGGCGCGGACCCCACUGUCCGCAACAAUAGUUUUCAAACUGCACUAGAUCUAGCAGCGCAAUUCGGACGGUUGCAGGCAGUUCAAACACUAAUACGUACACAUCCAGAACUUUUGGCUCCUUAUCGCUCGUCUGGUAGUAAUACACCCUCCAGCCCGGUAGCUGAGUGCACCCCAUACACCAUUUCGCCAUCAACACAUCUCUUUACUCACACAUGUUUGCAUUUAGCUAGUCGUAAUGGACACAAAAAAGUAGUAGAAGCGCUACUAGCCGCUGGAGUGGACGUUAACAUUAUGACGAAUUCGGGAACUGCUCUGCACGAGGCAGCACUUUGCGGCAAAAAAGCUGUGGUCAAUGUUCUAUUGCAAGCUGGUAUCAAUCCAAAUGCUACUGACGGUGCAGGUAACACAGCGCUUGAUUUGCUUAAAGACUAUCCACCUCACGUUACCUAUGAAAUUGUGUGCGCAAUAAAAGAUUUUUAUAAAGACGCUUCAAAUGGCACUCAUUUCAAACCAAUUAACGAGCUUAGCGAUGCAGAUGAUCAUGAACGCAGCGAUAGUUCCAUCUCGCCAGUGCCAAAUGUGACCUUCGAUCGAAGGACUAACGAACAAAAAGUCAGUGCCACAUCACACAAGGAAUUUCUAAUGCCAAAGACUAUAAAAGCAAAUGGACUCUCUGUUUCUAUGAGCUCAUUGGAAACGUCGACAAAACCGCAAGCAAAUUAUUUAAAAAUGAAGCCGAUACUUUGGCAAAAGUCUCAUGCAGGCAAUGCUUCGACAAAUUUCGCAGCAGUAAAUAAACAGCGAUCGCUGCUAAAUGUUUUUAAUAACGAACAGCGUGCACGAAGCCCUAGCAGUCCGAGUAGAUUUGGCAGCCGUAUCCUUAAACCGGACAAAACAUAUGAGCACAUCGCCUUGGCUAAAACCGGAUCGGCGAGUGAUGUCCUCCAUGGACAGAAACGCGCCAUACCCGCCAUUCGGUGCGAUUGCAAUGUUGACGAGUAUGUAAAGAUGACUAAUUCAAAUGCUUUUACACGCUCUUCACCAAACAUAGCACCGAAAAUGCCUUUACCAAGCUCGUAUUCCAUAAGCACUAAUGCCACAAUAUAUCAGCGACAGCGGUAUGUGGAUGAGUAUGUAGAAAUGACUGAUUUAAAUACUACUAUUACAUGCUCGACAUCAAGCAUUUCAUCGCCGAAAAAACCAAUACCAAGCCCGCGUUCCAUAAGAACCAAUGACUAUGCCAAUAUCAAUAUCAAUCACAUUUUAACCACAUCAAAUUCAAAUAUUAAUCGCACGCAAUCGGCAGCAGUGUUAUCACUAUCAACGUCGCGGGAAUUACAGACACAAAGCCCACCGACGCAGCCAUUAAUUGCAGAAGCUGCCAAGAAAGACGCAAACAACAAUACCAAUUAUCUUAAUGGUUGCAAAAACGUAAGUGAUAAGAAGCAUUCGCCUACACCCGACUUCCCGCCGCCAUCGGUUUCUCAAGCGGAGCACACAAUACUCGAAUUUAUGCGUCCCCGAAGUGUGCAGAGCAAACGACAAUCCGUAGGCCUGAAGCAAAAUCCGCAUUCUGACUUGGAAUCUUUCAUUGUAGACGCAAUUAAUCUGUUUGAGCUUCCCGAUUCUCCAACAAACUCUCGAGUGUCAGAUUGCGUGGAGGAGUUCGUGGGUGAUGCUCCUUUUGCCGGUCUCUUUAAAGGCUCCUCAUUAAAUUUAACAAUGGAUGGCAAGGAAGACGGCUUUUCCAAUAAUCAUAUAUCUAGUGGGCUACGUUCACCAAGUUUGGUGCGCUCAAUAAAACCGCUUCCACCUAAGCGAAACAUUUCACAGCAGAAAAAUAAUUCUAUCAGCAUUGAAGAUUUUAAUGAUGCGAAGGUUUGGGCCGAAAUCGACACGAUUCUAGAGAGUAUCGGCAAUGAAGUUAAUAAGGUGGAUAAGACUUUAAAAGGGGAGCUUGGAACCGAACAAACAACUACUUUUAACGUCACGAAAGACACGUUGCAAAUACGCAGGCCAGCAGACUUGUGCUUGGGCAAUAACAAUGACUGCAAUAGCAACUGGUGCCACUCGCCGAACACCCUUAUCUUUGGACAAAUACUUUACACCGUCUAUUAUCUGGGGUCAACAGUCAUUAGAGAAUUGCGUGGUACUGCUUCCACACGAAAAUCGAUACUGAAAUUUAAACGCAACGCUACACCACUGCCAGUGGUUAAAGAACGAGAAUCCAACCUGCUGAAGGAUUGUAAUAGUCUAACCAAAAUGCUAAAAGAGUCUAAUCAGGAUACACGCCUUAGAGUUGGGCUUGCGGUUUCCUCUGCUGGAGUGAAGUUUCUGAAUGCAGAAAAUAGUUCUACCAUUUGCAUACACGACAUUGAAAAUAUCAAUUGUGUAUGUCAGGAUGCUGAGGACUUGCGCUAUUUUGCGUAUAUAACGAAGGAGGAGGACAUUCACUACUGCCACGUUUUUAUGGUGGAUAAUUUGGAGCUUUCGCACGAAAUUAUUUUAACGUUGGGUGAGGCAUUUGAGGUUGCAUAUCAGUUGGCGCUAAGCAAAGACGAUGCUACUCAUUCGAAAUUUUGGGAAAGUGUAGCCGAGAUAUAGCUUAACUAUUCGAAUGUUAAUAUAGCUUCAAAAGGUUUUUGCCUAAAUCCGUUUUAUAUUUUUUGCUAGUCUCUUGGCCAUUAUGACCUAAUAUUAUUUGUAUUAUAAAAGGUAUUUAAAACCUAGAAGGUUUUGUUUACUUUUUUUCUACUAUUCAUAUGUCACGUUGAAGAUUCUGUUAAUUUUGAAUAU